Molecule: messenger RNA, 1835 nt
Organism: Zymoseptoria tritici IPO323
Lineage: Eukaryota; Fungi; Ascomycota; Dothideomycetes; Mycosphaerellales; Mycosphaerellaceae
Gene: PGM
Exons: 2
Coding region: 55-1719 (554 amino acids)
Biological process (GO): carbohydrate metabolic process
Cellular component (GO): cytosol
Molecular function (GO): phosphoglucomutase activity; magnesium ion binding
Source: RefSeq, a predicted model, not a curated record
UUCUCACUUACAAUCUCUUCCUCUCAUACCAAGAACUCUCACUUCACACACAUCAUGUCCGUCAAAGAAGUCUCAUUUACGCCUUUCCAGGACCAGAAGCCAGGAACUUCUGGUCUCCGCAAGAAGGUCAAGGUCUUCCAACAGGACCACUACAGCGAAGCUUUCGUCGCCUCCAUCCUCCUCUCCAUCCCCGAAGGCGUCAAGGACUCGUACCUGGUCAUUGGCGGUGAUGGCCGUUACUGGAACCCAGAGGUCACCCAAGUGAUUGCAAAGAUCGGUGCCGCCUACGGUGUCAAGAAGCUCUUGAUCGGUCAGGAUGGCAUCAUGUCAACACCCGCCGCGAGCCACCUGAUCCGCAUCAAGAAGGCCACUGGUGGAAUUCUCCUCACUGCAUCUCACAACCCGGGUGGUCCCACAGAGGACUUCGGCAUCAAGUACAACCUUGCGAAUGGAGCUCCAGCACCGGAGAGUGUGACGAACAAGAUCUACGAAACCUCCAAGACUCUCAAAUCCUACAAGAUCGCCGACAUUCCCGACAUCGACCUUUCCACCAUUGGCACCAAGACAUACGGCCCCCUCGAGGUCGAGAUCGUUCACAGCACCACCGACUAUGUCAACAUGCUCAAGGACAUCUUCGACUUCGACCUGAUCAAGAACUUCCUCAAGCAACAUCAAGACUUCAAGAUCCUCUUUGACGGCCUCAGCGGUGUGACUGGCAACUACGGUGUGGACAUCUUUGAGAAAGAGCUUGGAGUGAAGGGAAGCACACAAAACUGCAAACCACUGCCAGACUUUGGUGGACACCACCCAGAUCCCAACCUUGUCUACGCACACUCGCUGGUCGAGCGUGUUGAUCGGGAAGGCAUCCACUUCGGAGCCGCUUCUGACGGUGACGGUGACCGCAACAUGAUCUACGGUGCCAACUCUUUCGUAUCACCUGGUGACUCGCUCGCCAUCAUUGCACACCACGCCGACCUCAUUCCAUACUUCAAGAAGCAAGGCGUCUACGGUCUGGCUCGUUCCAUGCCAACAUCCGGCGCCGUCGAUCUCGUCGCCAAGAAGAAGGGCCUCGAAAGCUACGAAGUGCCAACCGGCUGGAAGUUCUUCUGCGGUCUCUUCGACUCGGACAAGAUGAACAUCUGCGGAGAGGAGUCAUUCGGCACAGGUUCAAACCACAUUCGUGAGAAGGACGGUCUUUGGGCAGUCGUUGCAUGGCUCAACAUCAUCGCCGGAGUUGGCCAGCAAACCGGCACCACACCCAGCAUCAAGAGCAUUCAACACGAUUUCUGGCAAAUCUACGGCCGCACCUUCUUCACCCGCUACGACUACGAGGGCUGCGAAAGCGAAGGCGCCAACAAGAUGACCGCACACAUGAAGGAGCUCAUUACCACGAAGCGCGACUCGUUCGUCGGCUCUUCAAUCGCUGGCCGGAAGGUCAUCGAGGCGGACGACUUUAGCUACACCGAUCUUGACGGCAGCGUCAGCAAGAACCAGGGCAUCUACGUCAAGUUCGACGACGGCAGCCGCAUUGUCGUGCGAUUGUCGGGUACGGGCAGCUCUGGCGCCACGAUCCGUCUGUACAUUGAGAAGCACGAGACGGAUGAGAAGAGCUAUGGUUUGGAUGCGCAGGAUUAUCUGAAGGACAACGUCAAGAUGGCCGUGGAGCUGUUGAAGCUGCAGGAGUUCAUUGGCCGCGUUGAGCCUGAUGUUAAGACUUGAGUGUCUUGUUUGAUGUGAUAGCGCUGUUGGCGCAGAGCGAAAUGAAAAGCAAUUGUAGCGGAUGACAUUACGAUGAGAGCAUGUGUAGAUAGCAGAUUUUACGUUUGGAACACCAA